Messenger RNA from Myxocyprinus asiaticus (Chinese sucker), 1602 nucleotides. It is a transcript of the gene stk16, whose product is annotated as serine/threonine kinase 16. Gene Ontology annotation, cellular component: cytoplasm; Golgi apparatus. Gene Ontology annotation, molecular function: protein serine/threonine kinase activity; ATP binding. Gene Ontology annotation, biological process: protein phosphorylation. The record is from RefSeq and is a predicted model, not a curated record. The transcript is spliced from 8 exons. The coding region runs from base 233 to 1153 and encodes 306 amino acids. Lineage: Eukaryota; Metazoa; Chordata; Actinopteri; Cypriniformes; Catostomidae.
GAAGAAUCUCACCGGAGAAGACAGCGGAGGACAGCGAGAGCUUCUGUUAAAGCAGGUCUACACUACACUUUAAAUUAUUUAUUGUAGUUGGAAAAAAGCUCGUGGUUAUGUUUCGUGAUGACGUUUUGCUGAACAAGAGUUUGACAGAGUACAGAUGUAAUACUGAAUAUUUCCCUUCUUAUUGCCUCUCUUCUCGUCCAUGGUUGGCCCUUAAAGCAAUGCUCCAGAGAGGAUGGGACAAGCUUUGUGUAUCUGCUCGCGCAGUGCCAUCACCAUUGAAAACAAAAGAUACUACUUCAUCCAGAAACUAGAAGAAGGUGGUUUCAGCUAUGUGGAUCUGGUAGAGGGUGCUCACGACGGGCGCUUCUAUGCUCUAAAGCGGAUCCUUUGUCAUGACCGUGAUGCCCGUAAGGAAGCUCAGACAGAGGUGGAGAUGCACCAGCUCUUCAGUCACCCCAACGUCCUCAGCCUGACCGCGCACACCUUCACGGAGCGUGGCGGAAAGUGUGAAGCCUGGCUGUUGCUCCCGUACAUCAGUAAGGGAAGUCUCUGGUCUGUUCUUGAGAAAUUGCGGGAUAAGGGUAACUCUAUGCCUGAGAGUCGCAUCCUACACAUUCUGCAUGGCAUUUGUGAAGGCCUCAAAGCAAUUCAUGACAAAGGCUACGCACACAGGGAUCUGAAACCCACCAACGUUUUACUGGAUGAGAAUGACCGGCCUUUCUUAAUGGACCUGGGCUCCAUGAACAGAGCCAAGAUUGAAGUCAAGGGAUCUCGGGAAGCCAUGACAGUCCAGGAUUGGGCCGCUCAGAGGUGCACCAUCUCCUACCGAGCACCAGAACUCUUUAAUGUGGAGAGUCACUGUAUCAUUGAUGAGAGAACAGAUAUUUGGUCUCUAGGUUGUGUGCUGUACUGUAUGAUGAUGCUGGAGGGACCGUAUGACCUGAUAUUUCAGAAGGGUGACAGUGUGGCUCUUGCUGUCCAGAAUCCAGUCUCCAUUCCACAACCUUGCAGUUAUUCUCAAGGGCUUCAAACCCUCCUCAGCUCUACCAUGGUGACCAAUCCUCAGGAAAGGCCCAGAAUCAGCUGGGUUCUUGAGCAGGUCCAGAACCUCAGGGACUCAGAUGGAAUAGCUGUUGAUACAAACCGAGUAUGAUGCUUCUACAAAGGGAGCAGCCCACAUUUGGCCAGAUUGUCUCUUUCAGUCGAGUCGACUCUGGAACAUUUGGACUAUGCGCUCUGUCUAUGGGACAGAAGAACCCACUGAACUCGCAUGCCUUGCAAACAUUUGCUCUCUCUUACCUCAGUGAGCUCAGCACACCAUGGUAAUACACUCAAACACACUCGCACGAGCCAUUGUCUUUGUUGGUGAAUCGCACGAAAACAUAUCCGGGUCAUAUUUCAGGCCAAAAUCAAAUAUAUAUUUGUGAUUAUAUAAUAUAUAUUAUAUACAUAUAAUAUAUAUAUAUAUAUAUAUAUACACACACACACACACACCGAUCAGCCACAACAUUAAAACCACCUGUCUAAUAUGGUGUAGGUCCCCCUUGUGCCCCCAAAACAGCGCCAACCCGCAUCUCGUUUGGCGGCAAGAGGGGGACCUAC